AUGACAGGUCAUGCGAGGCAGCCACUGGCCGCCGCAACAGAGACACUCUGGAGAGAAGAAGCCAGGAACGAAGGAGGCCAGUGCUGGAGCAUCUCAGAGGAGGAGAUGAUGGGAGCAGCGACAGCACCGCAUUCUGGCGGUUUCGUGACGAUUCGGGGAGCUGCCCGGGGGAACAUGUUUAAAGCGGCUAAGAAAGUUCAUUUUUCGCCGGAAACAGAGAACGAUAUGAAGCAUAAGAUAGCAAAGCAGAUUAUUCAGGGAGAAAAUCCAAUUGUUGAGGAAGGUUUACGGCAUGGCAAAGGAAACAGUCGUCAAUAG
Messenger RNA from Sporothrix schenckii 1099-18, 318 nucleotides. RefSeq lists its product as uncharacterized. NCBI's taxonomy places the organism in Eukaryota, Fungi, Ascomycota, Sordariomycetes, Ophiostomatales, Ophiostomataceae. Bases 1 to 318 code for a protein of 105 amino acids. The record is from RefSeq and is a predicted model, not a curated record. The transcript has a single exon.